UAAAUAUUUUUAUUCCACACUCAUCCUGACAACCGGAAGUGAGCUCCAAGAGAUAAACAUUGGGAUUGUGUCGUGCGGUCAUUAAUUUGCGUUUCCAUGCUUUGGCAGACGUUCUACUGAAAGUAGUUUCUGGUUUACACUUCAGUUGUAGUCGCUGCAUAAUUUACACUGCACAUAAAACCAACAAUUUGGGAGCGGCAAAUUUAAGUCAUUAGUUGAAGGGCACAAUGGAGUAUAAACGAAAAAAGAAGAUGACUUACUUCACAAUUGGAUUGAUCUUUCUUCUAAGUGGUAUGGAAUAUGCUGUUAUCUUGCCGACGAUAUGGAGGUACCUGCAGACUCUGGGGGCAGCGCCUUACUUCCUGGGUCUGGGCCUAUCGGCAUUCAGUCUGUCUGGUCUCCUCUCAGGCCCUCUGUUUGGCCACUGGUCUGACAAGACACACGCCACCAAGAAGAUAAUCCUGUUUGCAAACCUCUUUGAAAUUGUCGGUAACUUCAUGUAUUUCAUGGGCUACUCCAAAUGGCUUUUGAUCUCUAGCAGACUAGUGGCAGGUGUUGGUACAGGUGCGGGUUCGUCCAUCUUUGGUUUCAUGGGCCGAUGCACAGCCAACGAGGACCGCUCCACCGUGUUCGCAUCGGUCAUGGCGUGCCGACAGAUUGGCCUAAUGAUUGGUCCCGUAUUGAAUCUCUUCCUGAGGCUUUGUGACUUCAAGUUGGGGCCGUUCGUGGUGAACAAGUACACUGCACCUGGGCUUUUUAUGUGCUUGAUGUGGACCCUCCUCCAGCUGGUCGUGGUCUUCAUGUUCUGGGACAUCCCUCCCCGGGAGGAGCCAGUGGGGGAGGAGGGAGCCGUGGGGGAGGAGGGAGCCGUGGGGGAGGAGGGAGCCGUGGGGGAGGAGGGAGCCGUGGGGGAGGAGGGAGCCGUGGGGGAGGAGGGAGCCGUGGGGGAGGAGGGAGCCGUGGGUGGGGAGGAGGAGCUGGAGGGAGCCGUGGGUGGGGAGGAGCUGCUGGAGGGAGCCGUGGGUGGGGAGGAGCUGGAGGGAGCCUGGGAGGGGGCCGGGGAGGUGGGGGAGGGGAAGCCCUUGCUCGGGCCACGCCCAGACAUCUUGGGGUCCUACGGCUCGGUGGUGACCCCUGAUCCUCCUAGGUCAACUGCUAACCCGACCAUCUCCAACCUGCCUCACGUCUCUCCUACCCCCUCGCCCCCACUCGAAGGGGUGGGUGACACUAGAUCUGCGAGUUUCAGCAUGAGCCGAGAGUUCCUAAGGGAAGAGGUGGUUGUGCUGUUCACAGCUCACUUCGUCAUACUGUUUAACCAGACAGCACUGGAGACCGUCGUGACUCCGUUGACCCAGCAGUACUUUAACUUCGGGGAGUUGGAGAACAGCAUAAUUUACUGCAUCUGUAGUGUGGAGGUUAUCACAGGCUUCCUGUUUGUCCACUGGCUGUGCCGCCGCACGACCGAGAGGGUGGUGCUGGCCGUGGGCCUCAUCCUCUGCCACAUCUCCUGCGUAUGGUGCCUCAUCUUCUUGGCCAAUCCACAGGGUAAUUUCCCCUGGCAGUUAGCAGAGUUCAUCAUUGGGGUGUUCCUGCAGAUUUCGGGGCUCCCCUUUGUAGCUGUGGCCCAGGUGUCUCUCUUCUCCAAAAUCACUUCAUUAAAGUCACAAGGGUUGAGCCAGGGGGUGCGUCGCUCUGUGGGGGGCCUGGCCACUAUCUUGGGCCCCCUAUGGGGGGGCGGUUUGACGGGGCACAUGUACAUCAUGCUGGGCUUGAUGAUGGCUCUACUGGUCCUGUUCGCUAUCAUGUUCUCUAUCUCCUAUCCCCGCCUGGUGGCUCCCACUGUGGUGGAACAUGCAGAUGGCUUGGAGGAGUGUGAGGAAUGCGGGGGGGUUCGAGUGUGAAGCGAGUGUCUCUUCCUACCCAGAAUCCAUCUCAGGACCUGUGCUUCCUCAAUCUCUGUAGACUCCCAUACGUUGUGCACACACACUGUACAAGAUGACUGUAGGGCCUGUACUAGAUGAAUGUACUUCUGCUAAUUAUAGUAUCAAAAUGGAAACGAAAUACUUUGGAAUUAGGUGUAAUGUACAAGCAUUUUAUAAAGGUGUUGGUUAUGCACAAAACAUUACAACUUCGUAAAGGUGUUUCUGAUUUUUAUUGCUCAUAACCUCCUGUCACAUUUCACAUGAUUGUACCACUGACUGAAGUACUUUCACACACUGACUCUGACAAGAUUUUAUAGGAAAUGAACAGAUCAGGUUUUUUUUUUUUAGAGAGACAGACAAUGGUCAAAACAUUGAUAAUGCCUCACCCCACACACUGUCCAGUUUUCAGCUAACGGAAAUGUAUCAAAGCAUUUUGGUUCUGUUUCUGAUGGCUGAGUAGGAUUAUGAAAUGCAGUACCCUUUUCUUACACUGGUGGGGGCCCUCAUCCUGUAUUUCUUUACUGUGGCGUUACUGAAGACUGUGUGGCAGAGCCUCAAGUAGAUAGCUAUCCUGGUCCCAGAUCUGUUUGUGCUCUUGACGACGCCAUUGCUGUCGAUGUUAAGCCAAACAUGUUUACAGUCACAAGGAGUUGGCACAGACUGCCACUCUGGCAACAAAAUAGCCAAAGAGAACAUGUUUCUGAAAAUCACACGUUCCACAGAAUGAGGGCAAGAGGAAGUACAAGAUCACUACUGACUGUAAUAAAUGCGUAAUGGCUUUAUGAAUGGAGUUAUGUUUAACUGUUUGUAAGUUAUACUGUUCUGGAGGUCUUGUGACAUAGCUGUAAAGAUGAAUAAGGCUCAAUGUAAUCCGUUACGUAUUCUUUUUGCAAUUGAGGUAUUAUAUUUUGGUCAGCGCCUAUCUGUUCUAUAACCACUUAGUUAAUGAAUUCAUGUUUUCCCUUUUUGAGCAUAGCUGUUUUUAUCCGGCAGUGUCUCAUUUUGUAAAGGAUAUGCUAAAUGUUAUAGCCACCAUUCACCUUUCUAUUUGAGACAUUUUUCCCUUACUCUUUUUGAAUACUUUAAGUUGCAUAUGAUUUGACACACACAUUUUAUACAUAGCUAGUAGUCAUGGUCCUGAAUGUGUUGUAAUAUUUUUGUGUGGUUACUAAUGGAGAAGUCUAGAACGUAGAUGAAAUAUUUGUUUUUGAAAGCUAUUUGAAUAAUCUUCUAGUACAUUACCUACCAUUUUGUUAAUCAACUGUCAAAUAUUUUCUAUCAAAAUGAUGUUACACUAGUCUCUGCAACACUACGGUGUACAUGUACAACAGUAUAUUGUGUGUCUUGAUCAUUUUACAAUGAAAUGUCCUUAAUAAAGUUUUUUUUGCCAGUG
This is a messenger RNA of Salmo salar (Atlantic salmon), 3315 nucleotides long. It is a transcript of the gene mfsd8l1, whose product is annotated as major facilitator superfamily domain containing 8-like 1. NCBI's taxonomy places the organism in Eukaryota, Metazoa, Chordata, Actinopteri, Salmoniformes, Salmonidae. Gene Ontology annotation, biological process: transmembrane transport. Gene Ontology annotation, molecular function: transmembrane transporter activity. The record is from RefSeq and is a predicted model, not a curated record.